Molecule: messenger RNA, 1629 nt
Organism: Danaus chrysippus (African queen)
Lineage: Eukaryota; Metazoa; Arthropoda; Insecta; Lepidoptera; Nymphalidae
Source: the annotation of a GenBank genome assembly
AUGUCCAAAACUGUGCUCGCUAGACAAUGCUUUUUCUCUCGUCCAAAGCGACAAUUUUCGACGUCGUCUGUUAAAAGGACGUCGACUUCGCCACAGCGUUACAACGUGGCUCAACCUGCUGUAAAACCUGGACCUGGAAAUGUCAAAAAGUUCUCAGACAUACCAGGUCCUUUGGCUCUUCCUAUUAUGAGACAUCACGCCCACGUUCUACCCAGAAUUGGUUGUUUCCAUCACACCGUGGGAUUGGGUCUUCUGGAAGGUCUACAACAGCGAUAUGGAGACCUGGUCCGCUUCGCCAAAGCAACUCGAUCUCGUCCAGUACUAUACGUCUUCGAUCCUGAACUCAUGAAAGAGGUGUAUGAUAGUAAUAUGACGGUAUCGCCACAAUGGAGUCAGUCACCUCUCAACGAACACAGGAAGAAUAUUGACAUGAAGUGCCCGAUGGAGAGAGAUGAAACUAAAGCUAUAUGGUCUGCGCUACGGACGUUGUUACAAGAUGAAUCGUUUCUUAGAAACUAUGAUAAGGCAUUCGAUGACAUAGCUGCUGAUGUUAUACGGAGAUUGGAAGGUCUUAGACACGCAGGGAAUGCACUGAAUGAAGAAUUACAAACAGAAAUUUACCGCUGGGCCAUAGAAAUUAUCGGCGUGGUAAUGUUUGGAAUGCGUUUAGGAUGUCUAGAUGGAAAUGUUCACGUACCCACAGAAGAAAACAGGAAACCAGAGAAGACUUCAAUGGAUGAUCACAUCAAAGAUCUCUGUUCUCUAACAAAAAGAAGAGAACAAGAUCUCUCACCAGCAGAGAGGUUCGUUCGAUGCUCUUUAGACAUCGCAAACGAAAACUAUUUAGUAAGAAGCGAAGAAACUCUGAGACAAGACUCAGAGACGUUUAACGAAGCCUUGAAAACAUUCGACAAACAUUACAGCCUCACAGACCAUUUUCUAUCUCAAGCCCUAGAGAAGCUCAAUAAUGAAGAACUCAAAGCCGAACAAGUGCUUUUAAACAAACUGCGUCCAUUGGAGAGGCGAAUAUUGCCACUCGCUGCAGACGUGUUCCUGGCUGGCGUCGAUCCAUUAGCGCAAACAGCCAUCAGUAUGUUAUACGAGUUAUCACUCCACGCGGCGCGACAGCAACGAGUACAUGAUGAGGCGGGCUGGGUGCGAGCUGUGAGGAGCGAGGGACUUUUGGUGCAAGAGAUGAAGUAUGUAGGGGCCUGUGUACGUGAGGCGGUAAGGAUGUACCCAGCUACUGGAGGAGUUGUGAGGAGGAGUGUGGGGGAAAUGAGACUAGCUGGGUACGAGGUGCCUGAAGGGGUCGACAUAGUGCUUGCUCACGGGGUUUCAAGUAAGUUAGAGAAGGAAUGGGGACGAGCGAAGUCUUUUAUACCCGAGCGUUGGCACAGUGAUAGCUGGCAGCCGCUGAACGCGUCGCGAGCUCAUCCAUACGCAUCUAUGCCGUUUGGUAAAACAUGCCCGGCGUCUGGAAUCGUGAACAAAAUGCUCUCUACACUCAUGAUACGAAUUUUAGAUGAAUAUAGGAUAGAAUGGCACGGAUCCGCUCCACAUAUGGUUACAGCUGGCGUUAACAAAAUACAGAUGCCGUACUAUUUUGUACUGCAAAACGCUGGGUGA